CGUGCGGCGAUGGCGAGGAAACCCCGUUGACGUUGCACUGCUUUUUCAUGCCGCCCAGCUUGCUGCAGGAAACAAAGGGUGUUAAAUGACCGAGUCCAUGCUUCCUGCUGGAAACCUACUCCUCACCUGUGUGCUUCCAUCAUCUCUCAGGUGUCAUGGAUGAUGAGGACGAUCGCCAUCUUCUGGAUAUUUUAGGAGAUGUGGAUGCAUUGAAUGACUAUCUCCAUGGCAACAACAGCAAGUCUAUUGAGGAGGAUGAUGUGACGAACGCAGCUUAUGGAUCAGAUGGAUCCUUCUUUGCUGGUGACACACCUGGCUCCAACUCGGGCCUCAAGGAUGGCUCUUCCUCAAUGGGUGGAUUCGGCGCCGAUUCAGCCGGGGCAGGCCUCCAGCUCUCCAGCAGCCUCUCAUUCAUCGAGGAUGAAUUGGGGUCCGGGAACUCUUCUGGCGGCGUGGACCUCGGGGGGGAGGACCAGCCCUUUGACAUCCUGCAGAAGUCCCUCAUGGAGGCCGACAUCACGGAGCAGACGCUGGCCCAGGAGGCCUUACUGGACUCCCAGCCCGCUCCCACUCUAGUGCAGGCGCCGGUUCCCUUCCAGUCCCAGCUGGUCUCUGGGGGCUAUGGAGGGGGAGUGGGUAUGGUUACCACGGCAACAGCUGGGUUUCCGACAGGCCAGUUCCUGCAGGGAGUUUCCCAGCUGCCCAAUGGCUCCGCCCAGCACAUCCAGGUAUUGGGAUCCUUCGGGGCAGGUGGGGGGAUGAUGACUCUGAGCAGUUUGAGGCCGGGGGCCCCUGUAGCUGCAGCGGGGGCCACAACAGGGGGGCAGGUGUUUGCCCCCACUCAAGGUCAAGUCGGCCUACCUUAUAAAAACAUCCCCCUUCAAAACAUCAUCAUCCAGAGAGGCCCCGGAGGGACCCAGACUCUAGUCAGACCUAUCCAACCCAAACCACUUCAAGCUGGGACGCAGACAGUCUACAGCCUCGGUCUUCAGCCCACUUCCACCACCAUGGCUAAUGCUAACACUGCUACUUCCGGGGGGCACUACACAGCCAAUGGCUCCAUUGUGGUCCAGCAGUCCAUGGAGCAGCAACAAGCACAGACGAACUUACAACCCGGACAGUACCUGCUCCCCAGCUCUUUGGCCCUCGCUCCGGGCAGCAACCUCCACAACGGCCCCAGCGACCCCAACUCAAAUGCCCUAAUUACCAGUCAGAAUGCGGUGCAGAUUGUGGCAGGACAGAACUUCACCGCACAACAGAGGGGUCCGUUUAUCCUGAAUCCGGGACUAGUCACCACGAGUCAGGUUGGAGGGUGUGUGACCCAAACAUGGACAGGAGUUACUUGUUCGACCACGGUACCUGUGCAGACGUCAUGUGCCCCUGGGCGGCUGACCCUGGGGGUCGUAGGUCAAACGCAAGUGUCAGCAAGCCCAGUGCAGCGCCUCCUAGUCACUCAAUCCCAGAACUGCACGUCCCUGUCCCCUUUAGCUGGAGGAGGGAUGCAGGAACAAGACUUCAGACAGAAUUCCUCGUCACCUGCCCUCAAACAGCCCGGUAACAUUCAUGUCAUGAGAACCAUGACGCAAGAUUCAACGCUUAACUCUCAGGUCAGUGCACAGAAGAGGCCUGCCCACCCGCCCCUUACAAGAGAGGGAAUGAUUUUACAGCGGCUGGGGAAGGAUCACGCCGGAGUUCAGACGCUAGAUCGACGGCGUUUCACUUCAAUCAGCGACGCGCUGCAGAGACUCCUCCCUUACCACGUGUUCCAGGGGGCGCCGCCCAGCCAGGAGGAGUUCUCACAGGUGGAUGAUGAAUUCGAGGCCGUAGCGACUCAGGUGCUGAAGAGGACCCAGGCCAUGGUGAACAAAUACAGACGGUUACUACUGGUGGAAGCUGAGCGUUCAAGUCCGUCAUCGGAGAUGGUGAUGAUUGACAGGACCUUCAACCAAGAGGAACGCACCAACCUCACGCAAGACAAGCGCAUGGUGCUCGUGGAUCAAGACAGCUUUCUGGAAGACUUCUGCUGUGGCAUGAAAUCCAGACUUUCCCCAGAACCGGUCCCGGCCCCGGCCCCGACUCCUCCUCCGUCCAGCUGUAGCUGGAACCCGUCAGACAGUGGCUCCACGGAGCCGCCGUCCAGGACAGACUCGCAGCCCGGCUGUGGAGAUCCGGGAGGGGGCGGGGCUGCAGGAGCUGAGGCGGCAGACAGACUCCCCCCUCCACACUUAGAAAACAAGAGCGCCCUUGAACUGAAGAGAUCCCAGCAGCGCUUUGAGCCCAGCGGCGGAGGCAACAACAGCUGUCCUCCAGGUAACGGCUCGCCUCCAGCAGCAAAGUCCGGAGGACAGACGCACUACCAGGGUUCACACCAACUGUCCUCCCAGCAGACCCCGCCCCAGUUCCCCUCUCAGCCCACGUCACCCCCCCACACUGACACAGACUCUGCUCUAGAGGCGGCGGUCAACAGCAUCUUGGAAUGUUAAGACUGAUGUUUCUUAUCAUCCCUAGUGAUUGAUUUUGUCUUUUUAUACGCGUGUGUACAUGUUUAUUUUUUUAUUUUUAAUCUCUCCUGUUGAAGUAUUUGUUACCUCCCCCCACCCCCAACAAUUCCCUGUGUGAAGAGAGGUCAACUCUUCUUUCAGGUUUCGGGUCUUUGUGACACGAUCGGCCAUGUAGCAUGUAUUUAAUAUGUUUUUACAUUUCUUUCUUUUAUGUUUUGAAGCAUGACGUAGGAGUCGAGGUGGAUACAGGCACUUAUAUAUACCUAUAAAGACCCGGGAAUGUGUGCAAUGCAAUGGACUUUAUAUUCAUUUCACGGUAACUUGAAGAUGAAGCUGCUUUCAGACAUGAACCACUGAACUCCGGUUGAUCUCAUGAAGAUCGGAGGGGCUGCAUGGGAGAGCGCAGACUUCAGGGGUCAGUUUCUCCUGCUGCGUUCUUCAUAUGUGACAUUUCCCAGAGUUCAUGUCUGAAAACAGUUCAGGAGUGUUCCUCUCUUCACACACAGACACACAUGCCAUAUAUAUAUAUAUAUUUAGUGCCAGCUGAUUACCCACAGUACCUAUGCUGAACAAACCCAGGAUGUGGGGGAUGAUGACAGUGCCUAAUUCUCGGUUUCUCCUUUUUUUUUUUUAUUGUUUACAUGAAGAAGUUGCUUUCAGAAUUCACUCGUCACAGAAACAACCGAUGAUCACGUGGUCUGGCAGAUUCUUUGAGGUUCGAUCGGCGGAGACACGUUCACUUCGACAAAUUGCACUAAACGUACUGUUGCUUUUUUCAGGAACUGUAAGAACAUGAGUCGAUCUUCGGCGUGCGCUCGGCUAAACAGAAUGUGAACAGAACCAAAAUGAGUUUGCCUGCUUUCAGCUGCCUGCAACAAGGACGACCUCUCCCACUAGAAACCAGUCUGACUCGACUUACUGUUGUUUUACUCUUCUCAGCAACGCUCCUUUUCUUUUCUUUACUCCUUGUGCUUAAGUCACAUUUUCUUUGGCUUUGGUUUUUCUUUUGUACCUUAAAGGUAUGCAAGCCCCGACACAGACAAAUCUCCAUUUCAACCACCUCUUAUCAUUUCACGGUGUAUUUUGUGUCAGGGGAGAUUAGUCCUCAGAUUGAGGAAGAUAUGUUACAACAUGUUUAUCUUUUUUAUUUAGAUUUUUUUAUUUUCCUAAUUAUUAGAAAAUUUGACUGUUCUGCUCAUUGCAAUGUUUCCGACGUCGUCGUUAUGUUAAAUCACCUUGAAGUGUCAUUGAUUGUAUGUUUGUCUGCCUUCUGCAUAUUAUUUUGUAUUGAUCAUAUCUAUGCUUGAAUACCUUGACAUCUCCAUCAGGUUUGUACGUUGACCUGCUCAUGAAGUUUGAUUUCCACGCCCGAUUUGAUUUUUUUUUAGUGUUGGCUCACACCUCCUGGAUGUUCCCCUCACUCGCCAGUCUUUUUUUGUUAUGAUACAUUUCUCACCUUUUCUAUUUUCCCUCUCAGCAGAGCAACCAAAAUUUACCAGGAGAGCGUGUGGUCGUGUCCAGAAUCAUCCUCAGAUUUGUUUAUUUCUCUGUCCAGGACUGAAACGACAUUAACUCCCUUGGCGUUAAAGUCGAGCGUGUUUUUACUUUCCAUUUAGGUUUUAAAGCCAAAACUCAACCUACUAUGAUAUUACAUCCUGAUUAAGACUUAAUCCUAAAUAUUGUAUUAGUUUUUGGAGUAACAUUUCUUUUGUUUUAACUUCUACAGAAAUCUGUUUUACAGUGCAAAGCAAGAAAAGGCCAUUUGUCUGCCAAACUCAACCCAGGACCAAAGCUUAGGUUUAACGAAGUGUUUUACUGCUCCUGGGGUUGAUUCUGGAUAGUUCCACCUUUCUCUGAUAACGUGUCUGUGAAUUAUGAUUGAUUGCCAGUAAGCUACGACCGCAGACUGAAGGCUUUUUUAUACGGGGUGAUGAAGAACUCAUUUGUCAUCGUCUUCCUUUUUGUGUCCGUGUGUGUUUGAGUGCCAGUGGCUGUCGCAGGAGCUGCUGCAAGAUGUCGUGCCUCGACAGCACUUAGUUUUAGACCUGCACAAAGUAGAGACGUGUCCAGCGUCUGUCGGUGAAGCAAUGUGUGACCUGGAUGCAUAUCAGUGUCCGAGGGCCGGGCAGGAACAUUACCGCUUCUUCUCCUCUAUUUUCAGUGGGGAUUUGUUGCUCUGCCUCCAUUUUCACUGUCGUUUUGUCUCACUUGAUUUGUGUAGUUUGUUGUUUUGUACAAAAAAUUGAAAAGUGGAACACAAAAUAUUUAUAAUUUUGUAUGGAGAAAAAAUAAGAAUGUAAAGAAACAACACAUGAGAAAAUGGAAAUACUUUUUUAUUGUGUUUGCCAAGAAGCAGCUUCAGAAAAAAAAGGAAGAAAACUACAAAAACACUGUAAUUUCUUCAUUUGUAGCUCGUGUGUGUUCACUACAGCAGCGAAGGGGAAUCAACAAUAAAUCCAUUUUGAAUACAAUGAGAAACUAGUCCAGUCCGGCUGAGAGCCUCUUCAGAGUCCCUCCAUUACUAUGCAGCGAGUGUUCACACAGCCACUCACAGACUCCUCAUGCAGAGUAGCAUCAUGUGACAGGGGAAGCGUUUCCAAAGAAAACACAGAAUUGCGACCCUCUGCUUCACAGAUAGCGUCUCCUCAUGGACGCUGAUGUGCGGGCGUGUCACUGUUCAUGUUUCUCCACAUCUGAGCUUCCUCACAAAGGUUUUUGAUCAAGUUAAAAACUGUUUGUUCCCUUAAAUCCUCUCCUGGACCCUGAGGCCAAUUCUCUGCAGGAGCAAAGAAAACAUUGGACUGCCCAACCCAUACAAUCUUAACACAACUCAUCAACGACCCCUAGUGGAGUCCCGGGGACACAGCAGGACUCUGAACACAUAAUAGAGCUGAAACUAUUUUGGAUUGUCAAAUGAAAACAUUUGUUAAGCUCAAAAAAAUGUAUUUAUCCCAAUAAAAUUUCUUCUAAAUAUUUCUCUUAAUCUGAUCUAACAUAAAUAGAAAAUAAAAAUAAAUAGAAUAGAUUAAACUGCAGUGGUGUGAGUGGUCAAGUGAGUAUUAAACUACGAAUCUCUGAAUUACACUAAGGACUGGUUUAGAACUUUUAGAAGACAUCUGUGAUGCGGAGAAUUUCAUAAGAGGAUUGAUCUUCUUCCAUAUUUGUCAGUUAAAUAAAAGCCAGAAAGUACAACAAACAAUUUGUCUUCCAACAUUCAAACUUCCCUGGUUCUAAAGGUUUUGUCUUUUUUAGUUUAAAGGAGAAUAACUAUAAUCAUAUUCAGGGAGAUGACUUCAAUCUGAGCUCUCACAUGAAAGCGCUUACAAGCCUAUUGGAGAAGUCCAUUGCUGCAGCUCCUCUUUUCAGCCGCUGUCUGAAACAUUUGGUUCUAGCUCCUGUCUCUUAAAGCU
Messenger RNA from Pleuronectes platessa (European plaice), 5911 nucleotides. RefSeq names its product BICRA like chromatin remodeling complex associated protein (gene bicral). The record is from RefSeq and is a predicted model, not a curated record. The transcript has 13 exons. Gene Ontology annotation, biological process: positive regulation of DNA-templated transcription. Gene Ontology annotation, cellular component: SWI/SNF complex. NCBI's taxonomy places the organism in Eukaryota, Metazoa, Chordata, Actinopteri, Pleuronectiformes, Pleuronectidae. The coding region runs from base 156 to 2483 and encodes 775 amino acids.